This is a messenger RNA of Impatiens glandulifera, 405 nucleotides long. RefSeq names its product cyclin-dependent kinase inhibitor 7-like. Gene Ontology annotation, biological process: negative regulation of cyclin-dependent protein serine/threonine kinase activity. NCBI's taxonomy places the organism in Eukaryota, Viridiplantae, Streptophyta, Magnoliopsida, Ericales, Balsaminaceae. Gene Ontology annotation, cellular component: nucleus. The transcript is spliced from 4 exons. The coding region runs from base 1 to 405 and encodes 134 amino acids. The record is from RefSeq and is a predicted model, not a curated record. Gene Ontology annotation, molecular function: cyclin-dependent protein serine/threonine kinase inhibitor activity.
AUGGAGAUCGGAAACGACAUAUUGAGGAAGAGAUGUACUAUUGUUGAAGAUAUAGAAUUGAGAUCUUCCAAACGAAGAAGGAAUUUGGAUGACGAUGACGCUUUUUCAAAAAACUUUUCCGCAUCGAGCAAGCUGAAGGUUUCAAAUCGAUCUGAAACUGAAAAUUCAUCAACAGAGAUCUGGAAACCGCUCGUCAUCGACAGUUUCAGUGAAUCAUCUCAAGUGAAAUCGAAAUCUAAAUCAUCUUCUUCUUCUGCAAAGAUGCCUACAAUGGAGGAGAUCGAGAGUUUCUUCUCCGUAAGUGAGAAAUACGAACAGAAGAGAUUCUUAGAAAAGUACAAUUUCGAUGUGAUGAAGGACGUACCAAUGGAAGAAGGUCGUUACGAAUGGAUUCGAAUAAAGUAG